AUGCCAGAGGUAGAUUUAGGCCCUCCAACAGACAGGGGCCCCCCUGAGGGGGGCCCCUGGGGGCCCCCUGAACCCUCUUUAGGGGGCCCCCCGAGGGGCCCCCCAGGAGCUGCUGUUGACCUUGACGACUUCCUUAGGGACUACGAUGCCUCUCAGCAGUCUGUUUGGUCUACAGAGGCAGACCUUGAUAUCUCUCCUGUACUACCUUCUAUGCAUGGGGAAGCAGCAGCAGCAACAGCAGCAGCAGCAGCAGCAACAGCAGCAGCAGCAGAAGCAGCAGCAGCAAGAACGGCAGCAACAGAAGCAGCAGCAGCAAGCGCUGGAUCAACCUCAGGGACUGCAUCAACAACAGCAGCAAACCGAGACAAAUCCUGCUGGCCGCUGCUGCAGCGUGAGGGUUUCUCUAAUAGCUCUUCUAUCAGAACCUCUGCGGGGGGCCCCUCAGGGGGCCCCCCCGAGACGUUUACACAGGGGCCCCCUCACCGUUGGGCCCCUACAGGGCUGAGCUGCUGCAAGAAGCUGUCGUUCAACUGGGAAGGAGGUCUAGGGCCCCUUCACUGCGCCAAACGUUUACUAAAUGGUUCUUUCUUUGGGGGGACAUUCCGCGGUGCAUGCAGGGACUUGUAUUCAUCUGCGUCUUUGUCUUAUUUGUUUGUCUUUGUCUUGUUUAUUAACGCCUGGGUCCUUCUCCGCUGGCUCUCUCGUUCACCAGUAGAUAGGCCUCUUGUUGCUGCAGAGGUUUUUGUCUCCUUUAUGCUUAUCUUUGAGGUGUCUCUUCGCUCUCUUGUACUCGGGCCUGCCUGCUUCUCAUCCAGUGCGCAUAUCUUCGACUGCACCAUCACUACACUUUCGGUGGUUUUGUUUCUCAACAGCGGUGAUAUCAACGUCUUGUUUAGGGGCCCCCCUGGGGGGCCCCCCGGGGGCCCCCGGGGGCCCCGUACUCCUACGGAUGCCCCCGAUGACUUUCUGCGAGAGCUGUUAACUGCGCUGCGAAUUUUAACUCAAGUUGUGCGGCUGGUGCCGCUAGCGAUGCACCAAAGACGAGCAAAGCUUCCCCGCGACGGGGUCGACUUCUCCCGUUUGGAUUCGCACGAUGACCUUUAA
Eimeria acervulina is the source of this 1104-nucleotide messenger RNA. RefSeq lists its product as hypothetical. Lineage: Eukaryota; Apicomplexa; Conoidasida; Eucoccidiorida; Eimeriidae. Bases 1 to 1104 code for a protein of 367 amino acids. The record is from RefSeq and is a predicted model, not a curated record. The transcript has 3 exons.